UGCCAAAAAAACUUUUACUGGAUGGUAAUGUUUGUGGGGGAAAGACGUCAAAUCUGAAAGAGGCAAAAUUCACAGCUCCGAAUUUAGCGCAGAUGUUCAAAGAUCCCAGACUGGCGGAAGGGGUCUCAGGGCCAAGAUCUGGAUCUUACACCAACUGUUAUUAUGUCUGAAAAAAGUUACUCCCUUUCUCAGAUACUUAAUUUCUUUCUUUGUGAGACUGGGAUUUAGCGGGAACCUUACAGCACUAACUAAAGCUUUGUAGUGGAGGAGACACAGGUUUUUCUUAGGAAGCGGUAUUGAAAAUAUGAAAACCAAGGUCUUGAGGUUUGCAAUUCACUGAACUUUCACUAGCCCCAGGAUGCUUCCGUUGCCCCGGCAACCGCCCGGCUAAGUGGUCCCCAGAGUGUCGCUAAGGAAGCUGGGAAGAGCUCUGUCCUCUCCAAGAUGGCGGCAACGACAAGGGCGGGGUCCGGAGCCGCCAGCAUGUCUAAACCUUUUCCUCCUUUUCCUUUUUUUCAUACUAACGGCGAGCUUCCAUCAACACUUGUUCUUUUUCCUGGUUCAGAGAGUCCCGGAGCAGAGACAGAAGGGGUGCCCGCAGGGAUUGGGGCAAAUACCCAAGGGGAGAGGCGGGACUUCCGCGUCCAACCGGAAGUGACGCGACAGUCGCGGUCGCCGCCAGGUGGAACGGCAGACCCAGUUUCCUAUUCCCCUCCCGAACUGGGCAGUUAGCCAGUCGGCCCCAGCUCUCGGAACCAUGUUUGCAGACUUAGACUAUGACAUCGAGGAGGAUAAAUUAGGAAUCCCCACUGUGCCCGGGAAGGUCACCCUGCAGAAGGAUGCUCAGAACCUGAUUGGCAUCAGCAUCGGAGGAGGGGCCCAGUACUGUCCUUGUCUCUACAUUGUCCAGGUAUUUGAUAACACGCCUGCAGCCUUGGACGGCACUGUGGCAGCUGGUGAUGAGAUCACUGGGGUCAAUGGCCGAUCAAUCAAAGGAAAAACCAAGGUAGAGGUGGCGAAGAUGAUUCAGGAGGUGAAGGGGGAGGUGACCAUCCAUUACAACAAGCUGCAGGCGGACCCUAAGCAGGGCAUGUCCCUGGACAUUGUGUUGAAGAAAGUCAAGCACCGGCUGGUAGAAAACAUGAGUUCAGGCACAGCUGAUGCCCUGGGUCUAAGCCGUGCCAUCCUGUGUAAUGAUGGGUUGGUAAAGCGGCUGGAGGAGCUGGAGCGCACUGCCGAGCUGUACAAAGGAAUGACGGAGCACACCAAGAAUCUCCUACGGGCCUUUUAUGAGCUGUCACAGACUCACCGGGCUUUUGGGGACGUGUUCUCUGUGAUUGGGGUGCGGGAGCCGCAGCCAGCAGCAAGUGAAGCAUUUGUGAAGUUUGCUGACGCACACCGCAGCAUUGAGAAGUUCGGCAUUCGGCUACUGAAAACCAUCAAACCGAUGCUGACGGAUCUGAACACGUACCUCAAUAAGGCCAUCCCUGAUACACGCCUCACCAUCAAGAAGUACCUGGAUGUGAAGUUUGAGUACUUGUCAUACUGUCUGAAGGUGAAGGAGAUGGACGACGAGGAGUACAGCUGCAUUGCCCUAGGAGAGCCGCUAUACCGAGUGAGCACAGGCAACUAUGAGUACCGCCUUAUCCUGCGCUGCCGCCAGGAGGCUCGAGCCCGCUUCUCCCAGAUGCGCAAGGAUGUGCUGGAGAAGAUGGAGCUGCUGGACCAGAAGCACGUCCAGGACAUCGUGUUCCAGCUGCAGCGCUUCGUGUCUACCAUGUCCAAGUACUAUAAUGACUGCUAUGCGGUGCUGCGGGACGCCGACGUCUUCCCCAUCGAGGUGGACCUGGCACACACCACUCUAGCCUACGGCCCUAACCAGGGCGGCUUUACCGAUGGCGAAGAUGAGGAGGAGGAGGAGGAGGACGGGGCAGCUAGGGAAGUGUCCAAGGACGCACGUGGGGCCACUGGGCCUACAGACAAGGGCAGAAGCUGGUGUGACUCCUGAGUGCCCCCCUCAAGUGGACCUGGGGGCAGGGUAGUGGGAGGACCGCAGUGGGAGUGGGGCCGGGCCACUGUAGGACAGCGAAGGCAUAUAGUGGCGCAUAAAAGCCUGCUGGCUCGGGGCGCCUGCCUCCCUGCUCCUCUGUCCUUGAACAGUGAACCCAGCCUGCAGCCUGGGACCUGGACUCUAGCCCCCAUCCUUCCUUCCCACCUCCCAGCUAGAGGGAGAGCUGGGCCUUGGACAGAAAGAGAAGGGGCUGGAGCAGGCAGAGCACAGGACCUGUCCCUGUCCCUGUGAGCACCUCGGUGGUGCCACGCCUGCAGGGAAUGGGAGCUGGGUGGACAUCCGAGGCUGUGACCAGUGUACCAGGGCGGCCCCCUGAGUCCAUGUGCACACCUCGGCAGCCUAUAUUUAUUUGUUUCUGGCUUAGCCUCAAGGGCUGGAAGCUGGGCCUGUAUUGAAUAAACAGAAACCCAGACAGAA
This is a messenger RNA of Rattus norvegicus (Norway rat), 2488 nucleotides long. RefSeq names its product protein interacting with PRKCA 1 (gene Pick1). Gene Ontology annotation, biological process: receptor clustering; membrane fusion; establishment of protein localization. Gene Ontology annotation, cellular component: membrane; postsynaptic density; perinuclear region of cytoplasm. Gene Ontology annotation, molecular function: protein domain specific binding; protein kinase C binding. The record is from RefSeq and is a predicted model, not a curated record. Lineage: Eukaryota; Metazoa; Chordata; Mammalia; Rodentia; Muridae.